AUGGCGAACGGACAACCCGGGCCAAAAGUGAAGCCGACCGUUCGUCGCCCACCAACUCCAUCCAAGCCUGUCCGCAAACCAAAAGUCAGCGAGCCCUCAGAGCCUGUGGCGGCAUCCCCAUCCCCCUGCAAAUCCUUCGUCAUCGUUGCCGGAUCCUACGAGAAACUACUCUACGGGCUAGAAGGGACGUUCCCUUCUCCCUCUCCCUCCGAAGCGAGCACCUCUACGUCCCCUGUGCCGACGCUCAAGUCUAUAUUUAUCUUCCCCGCUCAUACAGGGUCGGUGCGGGCGAUCGCUGCCAGUGCGGAGGGAGGCAAGUGGCUCGCAACAGGGAGCACGGACGAAGUGGUCAAAGUUUGGAACCUGAAGCGGAGGAAAGAGGUCGGUGGGUUGGUACAACAUGAAGGCUCGAUCACCUACCUUGGAUUCCCGACCCGGAGCAUGCUAGUCUCUGCUUCGGAAGACGGUACCCUCGCGCUCUUCCGCGUGCGGGGAUGGGAGCUCCUCCGCUCGCUCAAAGGGCACACCGGGCGAGUAAACAGCGUCGCCGUGCAUCCUUCUGGGAAAGUCGCGCUCAGCGUGGGUAAAGACCGUACGCUCCGGAUGUGGGACCUUGUUCGGGGGAAAGGCGCGGCGAGUGUCAAGCUGGGCAAGGAGGGGGAGGUCGUGCGGUGGAACGCGGCUGGAACGUUGUUUGCUGUCCAGGCGGGGAAGGAGGUUGACAUCUAUUCCACGGGGAUGAAGUUGCUGAGGAGCAUUGGACACCCGAGUAGGAUACAUGAUGUGAGGUUCUGGACUGGGGGAAAGGGGGAGGGGGAGUGGGAGGUACUGCUUGUCGCGGCGGAGGAUGGGAAAGUUGCGGUUUAUACGCUGCCGGAAGGGGAGGAAGAGACGACAAUCAUCGCUCAGCUUGUUGGGCACACGAACCGGUUCGCGCUCCCCUUUCUGCGUGGAUAUCGCUCAUAG
Messenger RNA from Dacryopinax primogenitus, 966 nucleotides. Its product is annotated as WD40 repeat-like protein. NCBI's taxonomy places the organism in Eukaryota, Fungi, Basidiomycota, Dacrymycetes, Dacrymycetales, Dacrymycetaceae. The record is from RefSeq and is a predicted model, not a curated record. The coding region runs from base 1 to 966 and encodes 321 amino acids. Gene Ontology annotation, molecular function: protein binding. The transcript has 2 exons.